UAUUUUAUACUUUAAAAAGGUUUAUGGAAGUUCUGUAGUUUCAUCUGAACAUUUUGCUGUUGCUGGAGACGUGUGAAGACCCUCAGACUAAAAACAUGGAUGGCCCACCAGUGGAUCUGUCAUUUCAUGACAUCACCUUUCUUACAGGUGCGCUGGCAAAGAAACCCCGAAUUGGCCGGCGGCCUUUAAAAAUGAACUCGGAGGAGAAGUACCUGAGCCGCUGUUUGCGUCUCAAUAACAACAGCAUCUUUAACCUCGGUGGCCUCCAGUACAUUGUUAACACCCUCCUGGCUCAACCGUCGAUGCUCGGCUGGCUGGACCUGUCGUUUAACGAAAUCAGCUGCAUAGACCCGGUUUUGUGCGAGCUGCAUGAACUGCGUGUGUUGUACCUUCAUGGCAACGGCAUCUGGAUGCUGUCGGAUGUUGACAAGCUGAGGUCCCUGCAGCAUCUACGCACCAUCACGCUACAUGGAAAUGACAUAGAAAAACAGAAAAACUACAGAAGUUGUGUGAUUUUUGCCCUGCCUCAGUUGAAGACGUUGGAUUUCAGUGUUGUGACACCUGCGGAGCGACGCUUGGCAAAUAUUUGGCGUCCCUGCGGCAACCGUGGCAAAACACCGUGGAGUCUCGGGUGACUGUCGCCAACUCAUUAAGUCCUUCAUUUGAUUAAUCGAUUUUUAACCAACUGCCGAGACUACUGUACCUUGGAAUGAAAUAUUUUCUUUCCCUAAAGUCUCGUGGAAUUGAUUAAUUAAAUGAUGCCAGUAAAGCUUGGUGAAAUUAAAUAUUUUUU
Sebastes umbrosus (honeycomb rockfish) is the source of this 793-nucleotide messenger RNA. Its product is annotated as leucine-rich repeat-containing protein 51-like. The record is from RefSeq and is a predicted model, not a curated record. Lineage: Eukaryota; Metazoa; Chordata; Actinopteri; Perciformes; Sebastidae. The transcript has 4 exons. Bases 96 to 635 code for a protein of 179 amino acids. Gene Ontology annotation, molecular function: protein binding.